AUGGCCGAAGAAGAGCUGGGGUUGCUGCUGGGCGGCAAGGGCUGCCCCGUCCCGGAGGAGUACGACGCCGGGCCCCCGCCGCCUCUCCAGCCCGCCCGCCUGCGGAGGAACACCUGCUACGUCGUGAUGGCGGUGCUGCUGAACCAGGAGAACGAGGUGCUGGUGAUGCAGGAGGCGAAGCCGGAGUGCCACGGGGCGUGGUACCUGCCCGCAGGGCGGAUGGAGCCCCGGGAGACCAUCGCGGAGGCCAUGCAGCGGGAGGUGAAGGAGGAGACAGGCCUGGAGUGCCAGCCGCUCACCCUGCUGGCCGUCGAGGAGCGGGGGCCCUCCUGGCUGCGCUUCGUCUUCCUGGCAAGACCCACUGGUGGCACCCUGAAAGGCCUGAAGGAUGCAGAUGCAGAAUCGCUGCAAGCCCAAUGGUGGGACCGGAAGUCUCCUGCACUGCCGUUACGAUCCCAGGAUAUUGUGCCCUUAAUGGAUCUUGCUCUGCAGUAUCAAGCCAACCCAGGUCACCCACCUACGCUGCCUGCGGAACUGCCUUGUGCUGUGAUCUGCCAGCGGCUGCUGGCCGUGUUUUCUAACAGUAGAGGUGCUCUGUGGGUGCUCCUGGGUGGAGCGAGAUCUCACUUGCCUGUGUCUGUGAAUAGUAUGUCUCCAUCAGCGCUGGGCAAUGGACUUCUGGCGGCCGUUCAUCGGCUGCUCCAGGAGUGCCUGCCACCCCCUGCCGUGGUGGUACAGGUUCAGGGCUUGCUUGGCCUACAGCACCUAGGCAAGGAACCAGGCCAAAGCGAUGGCAUCUGCUUCAACACAGUAGUGACAAUUGGGGACACUGGCCAGUUCUCAAAGGAGAAACCACCGGAGUUGCAGAGCAAGGCCUUCCGGUGGUGGAAGGUUGAGGAUGAGGACCUGAAGAACAGAGUCCUCCAGAGGCUCAGCACAUCAUCUUUUAUCCCUAUUCACAGUUAG
Messenger RNA from Euleptes europaea (tarantolino), 966 nucleotides. RefSeq names its product nudix hydrolase 18 (gene NUDT18). The transcript is spliced from 3 exons. The record is from RefSeq and is a predicted model, not a curated record. NCBI's taxonomy places the organism in Eukaryota, Metazoa, Chordata, Lepidosauria, Squamata, Sphaerodactylidae. Bases 1 to 966 code for a protein of 321 amino acids. Gene Ontology annotation, molecular function: magnesium ion binding; 8-oxo-GDP phosphatase activity; 8-oxo-dGDP phosphatase activity.